AUGCGACUCAAGCAGCAGUUCGAACGAGAAAAGCAGCUAGCCACGAGCUUCAAGAAGCUGCUGUACAAUCGCCGGGUGCGUCGAGAUGCAGAGCCGGAGGGGACACAAUCCACGAAACGUACCGAUAUCCCCGAAGGAUACGUCAAGAAGAUGGCAGCGAUGCUGUUUGACGAGCUUGCGGUUGGCGUGAAGCUGUGCUACGGCAAGGUGGGGAAUAUUUUCAAUCCACAACGAUCCGUCCCGCUGGAUCCAAUGCCUCGUGGGCUGCUGUUGGAUCGUGGACUAGAAACGAGAUGGGAAGAGCACAAGUUUUACAGCAGGAAAACUAUGCCCUUCGGCAUGCGAGCGACUGGAGAUGCGUGGUGGGAGAACUGGCACAACUACAGAGGUAACAGGUUUCAAGGCCUCGCGGCGGACGAAUUCGUGGAGCGUUUUGGACUGGAGAUGAGCGACUUCAAGACCAACAGUUCGUCCUACGCCUACGCGCAGCAGAUUACGCAGCGACACAUUGAAGACGACCGCAUUAUGGUGGUUUGGGACGCGUACGUGGAGCCGUUUGGCUUUAUUAACGAGCGUGUGGGCGGCGUCUACCUUUUAGAGCAGAACUAUGUGCUGAUACAGCCCGAGUACUGGAGUAGUGAGCGACAUGGGGAGAAGAAUGGAGGGUGUUCCACACGCGUGUCAACCUGCUACGCCAUCACACCUAACUUUCUGGAUUCGAAGCUGGAAGAAGACCCCAAGACCGUCGCGAUGAUCGACGUUUUGGUAAGCGCGAUGACUACCACCGCCAUGGCGCUGACUGAAAUGGUAGAGAAUUUCCUGCUGGACCAGGCGCUACAGCAAUUCUAA
Molecule: messenger RNA, 849 nt
Organism: Phytophthora sojae
Lineage: Eukaryota; Oomycota; Peronosporomycetes; Peronosporales; Peronosporaceae
Exons: 1
Coding region: 1-849 (282 amino acids)
Source: RefSeq, a predicted model, not a curated record